Messenger RNA from Danaus plexippus (monarch butterfly), 1609 nucleotides. It is a transcript of the gene nudC, whose product is annotated as nuclear migration protein nudC. Gene Ontology annotation, biological process: protein folding. Lineage: Eukaryota; Metazoa; Arthropoda; Insecta; Lepidoptera; Nymphalidae. Gene Ontology annotation, cellular component: cytoplasm. The transcript is spliced from 8 exons. The record is from RefSeq and is a predicted model, not a curated record. The coding region runs from base 165 to 1142 and encodes 325 amino acids.
UACUCAUUGACUUUUCAUCAAGGUUUUUAACUGCAAAACACACCGGUUCGCUUUUCGAAAUAUUGUCAUUUAACAUUUAACAGAUAUAAUACAGAGUCUAGACAAUACGUUUAAUUUAGUUAUAGAAGACAAUUAUACCAUUGAAGAGCUUUAAAUAUUAAACAAUGUCUAAUGAUCCAGAAAGAUUUGAUUCUAUGUUGCUAGCAAUGGCACAGCAGCACGAGGGUGGUGUUAAGGAACUCCUCGGAACUAUUGUAAGUUUCUUAGCACGAAAAACCGACUUUUUUAUCGGUGGUAAAGAAGGAGAAUGGGAAAAGGUAGUAAAGGAUACAUUUUAUGUUCAUGCUAAAAAAGCUAAAGAGGAAGCUGAUAAAAUUAAAAAAGAAAAAGAAGAAGCUGAUAGAAGGUUAAAAGAAAUUCAACAGAAGAAGGAACAAGAACGUCUAGCUCAGGACUUUGUACCAGCGACUGUUACAGAACUAACAGAUCAAGAAGCUAAUAAGAUGCUUGAAGACAUAGAAAAGGAGAAACAGAGCAAAACCGAAGAUGGUAGCGGUGACGGUUCACCCACAAGCAGUAAGUCUGAAAUACCCGAUGAAGAUGAUGACCCGGCUGAAAAAGGAAAACUUAAACCAAACUCUGGCAAUGGAUGCGACCUGGAAAACUACAGGUGGACUCAGACAUUAGAAGAAGUUGAGUUGCGUGUUCCAUUACGACAAGUGCUCCGUCCCCGCGACUUGCUCGUCAUCAUCAACAAACGCCACCUCAAGGUCGGUAUCAAGGGUCAACCUCUCAUCAUUGACGGUGAAUUAGACGCUGACGUCAAAGUAGAAGAAUCCACGUGGGUCCUGCAGGAUGGAAGGAAUCUUCUCGUCAACUUGGAGAAGGUAAACAAAAUGAAUUGGUGGGGGAGAUUAGUUACGACGGAUCCGGAAAUAUCGACUAGAAAAAUUAAUCCAGAGCCGUCAAAACUUUCGGAUUUGGACGGAGAAACCCGAGGACUGGUGGAGAAGAUGAUGUACGACCAGAGGCAGAAGGAAAUGGGACUACCCACAAGCGACGAGCAGAAGAAACAGGACGUACUUAAAAAGUUUAUGGAACAACACCCUGAAAUGGAUUUCUCCAAGUGCAAGUUCAAUUAAAUUAAUGCCAUGUUAUUAGUUGUAAGCCUUGAAGUUUACUAAUUUUUACGUGUCUGUAUACAGGGUGAUGUUGCGGAUAGUUGACUUGGUUUUUGUUUUAUUUUGAUGAUGAUAAUAAUAAUAAUAUUAUAUGCAUUUGUAUGUAUAGAAAUACAGAAUAGUUAAUAUGUUAGAAUUGAUAAUGAUUGUAUAAAAAAAUAACUAUUUAAUAAAAUCUAACAAUGAAGAAAAAUAUUAAAACCAAUAAAUUUACGUGAAUAUUUUGAAUAAUAAGACUUAAUUUCCUCACUGUCCUCGAUAUCACCCGGUUGUAGGAAAUCACUACGUUAUACAUUGAAAAUCACAAUUUUUUUUCGUGCUUUGCCGCGUGUGGCAGUAUGUUUUAAGUUGGAUUCGAUGGUAUUCCACACGUAUUUCAAUAAACAUGUUGUCAUUGAAAAGAUAUAUAAUAAACAUGUACCUACAAA